This is a messenger RNA of Scophthalmus maximus (turbot), 7899 nucleotides long. Its product is annotated as transcription factor SOX-6. Gene Ontology annotation, biological process: central nervous system development; regulation of transcription by RNA polymerase II; positive regulation of chondrocyte differentiation. The transcript is spliced from 17 exons. Lineage: Eukaryota; Metazoa; Chordata; Actinopteri; Pleuronectiformes; Scophthalmidae. The record is from RefSeq and is a predicted model, not a curated record. Gene Ontology annotation, cellular component: nucleus. Gene Ontology annotation, molecular function: RNA polymerase II cis-regulatory region sequence-specific DNA binding; DNA-binding transcription factor activity, RNA polymerase II-specific. The coding region runs from base 502 to 2841 and encodes 779 amino acids.
UCCUCAGAUCAAUGCCCUGGCCACUCACUUUCUGAUGUUGCACGACGGGAAAUGCUUUGAAUACUUGCGACAUGGCUGCGCGCAUUGAUUGCCAAGAUUGACAGCAGCUCUAGCCAUCGUCUUCUCUUGUCAGAGUGAGGGAAAGAGAGAGAGGGAGUGACAGAGAGAGAGAGAGAGAGAAGGGGGAGGUAAAGAACAGGUAGGCGAACGACAAAAGCCACUUGUAGUUCGGACAGCUGAAGUUCGCAGAGAGUAACACACACGGGAUCCCCCCUCGCACAGCCGCGUGUGAGCAGCCAACAGCUCCGCUCAGAGGUCGCUCCCCUGCGCCGAGUGUCGCCCGAGUCCGCAGUCGUCGUCGCGCACGGGAGGAGGACGCGCACGUUCUCCACUCCACGGCCCGGACCGUCAAGGUUAUUUACAUGAAUUCAAAAUCAACUGACCAGUGAUUGCUGGAAGCUGGGGAUUGAGUCUUUCAGUUUUUAAACCCCACACGCUGACAUGGAGGGCUUUCUACGUAGCAGCUUUUUACUGAGCAGAGUCAUGUCUUCCAAGCAGGCCACGUCUCCCUUCGCCUCCGUGGUUGAUGGAGAUGACGCCAUGAGUCAAGAACACUUGUCUUGGGAGAAAGAGGAGAGUGCCGAGGCCCACGGAACACCACAGCUGCCCCUGCACAGCCUGCUCCAUGGGACAGCCAACCCCGAUGAACAGCGGCCACUCAGCAGCAUACCGCCAGAGAGCGACUGGGACAGCCUGGUGUCAGCCCAACAGCGUAUGGAAUCUGACAGCAAUAAAGUAUGUUCCCUGUACUCCUUCCGGAACAAUUCUACUUCACCACAUAAGCCGGAGGAGGGGGCCCGGGAGCGAAGCGACCUGCUGAGCGGAUCAGCGUUUGGAACUCCCGAGCGCCGCAAAGGAAGCCUGGCAGAUGUGGUUGACACGCUGAAGCAGAAGAAACUGGAGGAGAUGACAAAGACAGAGCAAGACGAAUCCUCAUGCAUGGAGACACUUCUUUCUAAAGACUGGAAAGAGAAGAUGGAGAGGCUCAACACCAGUGAACUUUUAGCAGAUGUAAAAGGUACUCCAGAGAGCCUGGCAGAAAAGGAACACCAGCUCUCCACGAUGAUCACCCAGCUCAUCAGCCUGCGAGAGCAGCUCCUGGCUGCCCACGACGAACAGAAGAAGCUCGCCGCCUCACAGAUGGAGAAACAGAGGCAGCAAAUGGAGUUGGCUCGUCAGCAGCAGGAGCAGAUUGCGAGACAACAGCAGCAGCUUCUGCAGCAGCAGCACAAAAUCAACCUCCUCCAGCAGCAGAUCCAGGUCCAGGGUCACAUGCCUCCGCUCAUGAUCCCCAUUUUUCCACACGACCAACGCACCCUGGCAGCAGCCGCCGCCGCCCAGCAAGGCUUUCUCUUCCCCCCAGGAAUGUCUUACAAGCCAGGUGAUAACUACCCGGUGCAGUUCAUUCCAUCCACAAUGGCAGCUGCAGCAGCGUCAGGACUCAGCCCCCUCCAGCUUCAGCAACUGUAUGCGGCCCAGCUCGCCAGCAUGCAGGUCUCUCCUGGAGCCAAGAUGCCUCCGCUCCCCCAGCCCCUCGGUGCAAGUGGGCCCAUUUCUCCCUCCUCUCUGAAGAAUGACAAGAGUUCCUCCAGCCCCAUCACUCAAGUCAAGGAGGAAGGAACACAGCCGCUCAACCUGUCUGCUCGGCCAAAGACGUCAGAACUGAUCAAAUCCCCCACAUCCCCGACACAGAGCCUGUUCCCUGGCAGUAAAAACAGCCCCAACAGUCUCCUCGGAAAGGGUGGCCUCCCCAGCCCACUUGGAGGCCUGGGACGGGGCUCAUCUCUGGAUAUUCUGUCCAGCCUAAACUCCACUGCGCUGUUCGGGGACCAGGACACAGUGAUGAAGGCCAUCCAGGAGGCUCGGAAAAUGAGGGAGCAGAUCCAGAGGGAACAGCUGCAACAUCACCAGCAGGGCAUGGAGGCGAAGCUGUCCGCCCUCAGUUCAGUGGGCCUCAAUAACUGCAGAGUUGACAAGGAGCGGGCGCACUACGAGAGCAUUGGACACCACCUCGGCAAGCUGGGUGAGGACGGGAAGAUCGGCCACAGAGUUAUUGACCUCACCAGGCCUGAGGAUCUAGAUGGAGGUGCUGGAUCCACUGAGGCGAGAGUCUUCAGGGAAGCUCGAGGAAGGAACAACAACGAACCCCACAUUAAAAGGCCAAUGAAUGCUUUCAUGGUGUGGGCCAAGGACGAGCGGCGCAAGAUCCUGCAGGCCUUCCCCGACAUGCACAACUCUAACAUAAGCAAAAUUUUGGGUUCUCGGUGGAAGUCAAUGACAAACCAGGACAAGCAGCCAUACUAUGAGGAGCAAGCCCGCCUGAGCAAGCUCCACCUAGAGAAGUACCCAAACUACAAGUACAAGCCGCGGCCUAAGAGAACCUGCAUUAUUGACGGAAAAAAACUCCGCAUUGGAGAGUACAAGCAGAUGAUGCGGUCAAGGCGACAAGAAAUGAGGCAGUUCUUCACUGUGGGACAGCCACCACAGCUUCCCAUCACUACCAGCGCCAGUAUGGUCUAUCCUGGGGCCAUCACCAUGGCAACCACGACGCCCUCACCUCAGAUGACAUCAGAGUGCUCGAGUGCCUCGGCGAGUCCUGAGCCAUCCAUUCCCGUCAUUCAGACCGCCUACAACAUGAAGCUAGAGCCCAACACGAUGGCAAACAACAGUGAGCCGGUCAAUGGCGUGGACGAGAUGGACAUGUACGAGGAUUUUGAGGAUGAGCCCAAAUCAGACUAUAGCAGUGAAAAUGAAACACAAGAGCCAGUCAACGCCAACUGAGACCUCUUUGACAGAAGAGGCCGAAGCAGACACAGUGGUUAUACAGGAAGACGCCCCGAGGGCUGGUCUGAUCUGAGGGAGGGGAAGAGCAAAAGAAAACAAGAAAAUACACCACAAAUAAUGUUUGAAAAAAAAAAAUAUAUAACAAUGACGUAUCAUUUAGGAGCCAGCAUGCAGAUGUGGCUUUAUCAGAAUCAAAGCUAUUUGGUCUUAAGUGUUUCUUCAAGUGUGUGAAGCAGUUUGGUUGUUGUAAUUUAGAUUUUGUUUUUUGUUUUUUUUUAAAUCUCAUUGUUUAUUUUUUUCAUUGUGAUCAUGGACAUUUAAACACAUGAGGUUAAUGCCUAGAACAAAAGAUGGAACUUGAAAUUGAACAUUUGAUAUUUGACACAUGUAAAUCAAAUAUGAAUAUUUGAUAUAAGAUUUGAAUGCUUAACAGUAACUUAACUUGUUUUCCUCUUCAAUUAUCAAUUAUUCAAUUAUUAAUUGAUUUUGAUAUAUGAUAUAACUGUUCAAGAUGGGAAUAAUAUACUCACUCAGGUAUAGUGUGCCAGCCAACAGCUUGUGAAUGUUUUCAAUCAAGAGUAAAAUAUUACCAAUACAAAAUAACUCAAAAUUCAUAUAGGGUGAUGUCAAUUUAUUACUGAGGGGAAAAUAUUGCAAUCAAUAUUAAUAUUAUUAUUAUUCAUGUUUUUGAUUUUGAUUGUUACAACACAAAAUUUAGUGCUGAAGUGCCAAACAUUUCAAGUUGUUUCAAAAAUCUUUUGGGAGAGGCUUCGUGAGUCUUAGACAAUCUCUUGAUCUCUUAAUGCAGCUUCAUUAUCCAGUCUUUUUUUAAUUUACCCUGACAGAACAAACAAAUGAAACUCAGGAACUUGGAAGCAGCAGGCUCUGCAGGAGGUUACAGUAUUUGACAUCUUUGGGUGGUAACUUGUGAUGCUAGCUGUCCUCCAGGGAGCCCAAUGCAGUGAUCAUCAAUGAAACUGGCCAGCCCUUUCAUUUCCUCAUCCCAGUCCACACAGAGUACUGUGGCAUCCUUCACACGUUUCCAGCACUGCAACCCAGUCUGACUCACCAAGUUCUUAAUCAGAGCGAUUGUAAUCAGGCCAGGAUGCUAAAGGGCCAAAGGCCUCCAAUCUGUGGGAUUGGAACUGCAGUGAAAGUCAGCUUUGGAGGCAUUACAAUCUCAAAUUGAUGUUGUACAAUGUGUAGCUACAGUAUGUUCUGAUAAACGCUUUAGCCCCAUUUGGACAGCAAGUUUAAAGUCUUAGGUCUGAGAACUUCAUUUUUCCCCCCAAUCUUAAUUCUUUUUAGACAUUGUAAAUCUUAAACUGACACUAAGAAGUCUUAAAGCAGAGCACAGUCAUUGGGUUGAUGCAAUGAGUUGAUUACUGGAGCAGUCUUAAAAGAAGUGGUAGUUCAUGAGGAUAUUUCUGAACAGAGCAAACGCUAGAAUCAUGUUUCUUAUAUUGCCUCAUCAUAUACACGUGACAAAGGUAACUUAAAACAGAUUUUUGCAUGCACGCACUUACAUAAAUUCUCCUUCUGUCACCUUUGAGCCUUAUUUAGUUAUUUCGAAUAAUCUUAGCAGCUUUUGGAAAGCACUUAUCCACAACAUGCAAUGACUCAGAAACAAGAAGGACACAGUCCUGAUUUCAGCAAAAAGCUGACGAGCAGUGACCUUCUGGAGACUGCAGCUAGAUAAAGCUCCUCUAGCGGUCAAGGCCUUGAUGUUGCGACUCAGAUCCUCUUUACGGGGCAGAAGGUCUAAGUGGCUCCCCUCCCUGCCAUGCCCUGCUCUGACCCCUGCCGGUGGCAACCUCAGCACCCAGGGGGCGCCAUCUGGCUCGGAGAAGGAGAAAACACCAGGGAGGGAUGGGAAACAAUAAAAAUGGGGUGUGUGUCACUCAUUGUGCUUUCCAUCAAAGUGCUGGAAGUAAGGCCUCAACAGGGCUUCCACCCCGGCCCAAUCACCAGGCACUGGCGAGCAGAUGGAACAAGUACAUCAAGCUGUGGGGGAUUAUUAAAAUGACUGACGACUGGGUAUCAUCUGAAAUACAGCAUUAUUAAUGCAUGAGUCCAGCUAUUCCCCUCCCUUGCCCUUGAACCUGUCCAUUUCAGAACGAAAGCAGGAUCUGAAUGGCUGGUCAAUGUAUUUAACUGGCCAAGAUCCCCACUGCUGGUCACUGCAUUUUCUCCGAGCUCUAAUUGGUACGGAUGGUUCUUUAUAUCACUUUAGCACUGUUAUCUUCUGAACUCUUAUUGUCAAUACCCAUUCGGAGCUGGUUGGCAUUGUUCCUACUUUUUGGAAGCAUUUAUAUUUAGUCUUGUAAGUUUUGUUUUUUAUCCGACUCAUUGAUAAUUCCUUUUUUUUUCUCAUCACAUGUUUUCUACAUUGUUCUCAUUUUGAGGUAAAAAAACAUUUUAAGGAUGCUCUCCUACAAAUAAGCCCAUGUGGGUUUCCCUCCAAGUCAACCUGUUUAGUAUUUUUAAGCUGUUUGCUCCUGUUUGCUGGUGGUUAGAUUGAUUUGUAUGUGAUUGUAAAUAUUUUAAUGACUAUGCCACAUUGCUUUAGUUGGCUGAUAGUUAUAAAGGACUCUUCACGGAACUGAAACUUGACUGUGCUUAUACAGAAAAAAAACAAGAGACACAAAAAAGACAAAAAAAAGAAAAAGACAUGACAACAAAAACUCACGAGGAGACGAUGUUUCAUAAGUGUUAUAAGCACUGGAUAUAAAUUGUAUUUUUUAUCAAUUCUGAUUAAUGUGAAGCUGUUUGAGGAAAAACACCAUGAAUGAACAAAUUUCCCCAGUUGAACUCGAGGGUUUGCUCUCACAGUUGCCAGAUUUGAGUCCCCCCCUUUACUUAUAUUGUUUAUUUAUGCAAAGACACAUAUGAUGAAUGAACACUUUCUCUAAGCUUCAGGGCUGCCUAGGGGAGACACUCAGCACAAGAAAGCGAGCAGAAAAUUCAACAGCAGACUCGGUUAGCCGAGAAACGCCAGACUUCAGUGCAUUGUAUAUUGUAUUCGAAACUGUAGAGUAUCACCAUAUUGUAUUUAUUAUUAGCCACCGCUGGCUCUAAAAUUGUCAGUAAAACAACAACAUGGACAAUCAUGGAAAAAGAAGAAAAAAAACAUGCUUGAUGAAUUGGAGUUAAAAAAAAUGUUUUUCAGUUAAUUCACCAUCUCAUUUAGAUAUUAUUGUAAAUAUAACAUAGGAAAAUAUAUUUUUGUUCAUUAGUGAAGUAUAAGUUAUGUAUUUGGCUGUUCUAUUUUAUUUCUUUUUAUUAUGUACAUGUUUUUAAAACCUGACAAGUCACUGUACCUCAUGUAGAUGCUGAAAUUAUCUGCUUAUUGGAUGAGAGCAGUAUUGGACCUUAGACAGAGAGAAGCCCCUCCCUUGCUCAAGUUUUGGAUUCUUGUCUGGAAUUUUCACAGAACCAAUUGAAAUAAAGGGAUUUACUCAUUUGCCUUUUCAACAUACUGUAGAGAAGUCUUUACAAGUACGGUACUCGUUUAAACAACAAGCAUUUGACGUAAAAAAUUAUGAUUACAUUUUAUUUCCCCAAUCGGGUAUGCUGUACAUCCACACUUGUGUUUAUUACAGCACUCAUAUUCUAUGGCAAAUUCAUGAGUAGCUGAUAUCAUCUUAAAAAUCUGCAUGCAUUUGGCUUGCAUCAACAUUAUCAUCAUAAAAGAAAGGUGUUUUGUGUGUAUGACUGUUUCAAACACAAGUUAUGUUUCUAUUUAUUUUUCUUAAAGGUGGGAGCGUGCAAAUAUUUAUUGUUUCAAUGUGUCAAAACGCACCUACAUAGAGCAUUUUUUUGUUAAUUCUCUCCUCGCCAUCUUUUUUGUAUGUUCCUGAUUUUUAAUGAACAUGUUCAUUACUAUCCAGCCAUCUGCAUAUGUAGCCCUCACAGUUUUCUCUUAAUCCACAUGUUAGACAUGCAAAAGGUUUGAAUGAACAACUGAAGACAAAAGCUUGUAUGCUGUUUCAACAUUACUUACUGUAGUUUGAUUUAUUUUUCCGUCUGAACUUUGUGAUGUAUAUGGUGGGAAUGUUCUCUGUGUUAAUUUAAUCAGCACAAUUCACUGACAUGCUGGACUGACAUGCUAGCUGCUGUUCAGAAGUGUAACAUUGUUGUUCAGGGCAACAUUUAAAGUUGUCUUUGGUACUUUGCUUUUUAGAGUUGUCUCAAGCAACACUGUGUGUGGCUCUUCAAUCACUGGAGCCAUUGUUUUGAAAAUGCUGGCAGCCUGAUACAAUUUUCUGCGUAGAAAACUGAUUUUAUUUUUUUUGUUCCCUUCCUGGCAGGUACCUAGGCCCCUGGCAAGUAUUGUUUGGGUGUUAUUAGAGAAAAUGAAAUACAUAGUGUCUGUUGCUGCUUUAAAAAAGUUUAUGUCUGAAUAUGUAAAUACUUUAUCAUAAUAUCUUGUACAGUCCAAUGUAAAGUUUUUAAUUCAACUUAAAAAAAAAUGUUGCCAUCACAUUUGUGUUCACAUUCUUCUUUAUACAGUACAAAAGAUCAAAUAUUUGCUAGGGGUAUUAUUGCUAAAAUGAAAAAAGAAAAAAAAUGAUUUUUUUUUAUGUUCGUUUUGUUUUGCUUGGCUUCAAAGUGUACACCAGCAAGUCUUUGGUUUCCAUGUGCAGUAUUGACGUGAGGUAAACUUAAGGUGAAUAAUUUUACAGUGGUGUGUGUGGAGAGCAAUCUCCUCAGCUUUGGUAGUAUUAAUACACUAUAUCAUGUCGAAACAAACCAAUGAGUGACACAUUUGGGUACAUCUAGGGCACCACAGAAAUGUGGAUACUGUAUAUGAUUAAAUUAUCCACACAGGAUCAAUUCAGGCAUAUUAUAAUGUAACAGCAUUUCCUGUGUGUCUCAGUCCAUUGUAACGAUGCAACAGUGGGCUGAAUAACUGCCUGUUUAAGCUCAUUUACCUCAAGAAUUUCCUCCUUUUCUGUAAAAGAGACAGAAAUUGUGUUACAUAAAGCUUCUCACAUCACUCCAUCUUUUGUACUGCUGUUGACACUUACAAAUUAAAGAGACAUUUUGUUUUAA